Molecule: messenger RNA, 1296 nt
Organism: Anopheles maculipalpis
Lineage: Eukaryota; Metazoa; Arthropoda; Insecta; Diptera; Culicidae
Gene: ppk25
Product: sodium channel protein Nach
Exons: 8
Coding region: 1-1296 (431 amino acids)
Biological process (GO): sodium ion transmembrane transport
Cellular component (GO): membrane
Molecular function (GO): ligand-gated sodium channel activity
Source: RefSeq, a predicted model, not a curated record
AUGGAUCUGUUGCGCACGUUUGCCAGAGAAUCAUCCAUCCAUGGGUUGGCUCAUUUGGUGCGAAGCCAACACUGGCUAGAGAAAGCGUUCUGGCUCGUGAUGCUUGUCUUCUCGGUCGUGUGUUCGGUCAGCAUCUGCAACAUGCACUGGGAACGUUAUCAAAACAAUGCAACCGUACUGAACGUGGAGACGGACUACUUAAGUUGGCAGUUUCGUCCACCGGCUGCAACCGUGUGUUCCGAUCAUGUUAAUGAGGAAAAAUUAGAUCAACUGUUGCAAAGAUACUGGAACGUGAGUAGCAAUCACAGCAAUUAUGACCAUUAUAGACAGUUCUUACUGACCGUUGCUCGUGUACGGUACGACAAUUUGAUAAAGUUUGAACCAUUCAUCAACGACAGUAAGCUUGCGUCCGUUUCGGUGAUUGAUUUGGCCCGUGAAUUGAAGUCUCCACUCACGCCACCAUGGAAAACGUUUGCGCCCGUUCUGACGGAGGUUGGUGUUUGUUACUCUUCGACAAUGUUUUACACCUUUCAAAGCCCCUACAGUGAUCGCUCGCAAGUUAAUUACACAAAGGUACGCCCAGCGGAUUGCUACACGCUUGACGUCUGUCGGACGAUGGUGGCGAUGAGUCAUGUCGACUCCAUUAGAAAUGAUGUGUACAUCCACAUCGAGCAGGAUAUUAUGACGCCGGACAGUUCCAUCCACUACGUGCUAGGCCAGCACGAUAUCAUCAGCUCAUCGCUCUCGGUCGAACAGGUGGUUGCCUCGAAAGCGCUCAAACAAUUAUCUCGCCGAAGACGCAAGUGUCGUUUACCAACGGAACGGUUACUCUACUUCAACGUUUACACAAUUAAUUUGUGUCGAAUGAGCUGUCGUAUUGAGGCCGCCCUGCAGUUAUGUGACUGUGUUCCGUUCUUCUACAACAUUGGGAAAACUUCUUGCACACCGGCCGGACUUUACUGUUUGGCGGUACACUUUCGGGUGUGGUACAAGACGAACUGCACCUGUCAGCCGCUCUGCGAGUCCGUCUCCUUCAAGCAGGUGUUGGUGAAAAAAACGGUGCUCGAACAGGCAAAUAGUAAGCUGGAAACUCAAAUUAUCUACCCACGGAUGCGGAUGAAGCGUGACGUACUUUUCGACAUCAGCAAUUUAAUCGUGUCCCUAGGCGGUGGAGCAGCACUUUUCCUGGGCUGUAGCUUUAUCAGCUUUGUGGAGGUUAUAUUUUUCGUGUUGGAGUACGUCAUCAAAAAGGCUUACCAGUAUCACCACCGGCAGCGCGAACCUAUUCAGUCGUAA